Brienomyrus brachyistius is the source of this 10122-nucleotide messenger RNA. Its product is annotated as glycerol-3-phosphate dehydrogenase, mitochondrial-like. Gene Ontology annotation, cellular component: glycerol-3-phosphate dehydrogenase (FAD) complex; mitochondrion. Gene Ontology annotation, molecular function: calcium ion binding; glycerol-3-phosphate dehydrogenase (quinone) activity. Gene Ontology annotation, biological process: glycerol-3-phosphate metabolic process. NCBI's taxonomy places the organism in Eukaryota, Metazoa, Chordata, Actinopteri, Osteoglossiformes, Mormyridae. The coding region runs from base 2485 to 4290 and encodes 601 amino acids. The record is from RefSeq and is a predicted model, not a curated record. The transcript is spliced from 16 exons.
CGCGUCCGCCAUUGUGGAAUUUCACUGUGUAAUUAUUACGCGGCGAGGGCAGUGCGGGGCACGUGUCAGCAGGUUCAGUGAAGACAGAUGGGGAGAGAAAAGGUUAAGGUUUUUGCUGUGUUUUUAGACACCAGCGUGUUGUCGCGCACCCCCAUCGCUAUUUCUGUCACAGAUACGACUCCUGUUCCAGCACUGCAAUGCCACAGAAGAACGCGCUCUGUAACACACAGCACACCUUGUGCAUUGCAGCAGUUUAUUAUCGUUUUAUUAUCGUGUUUUUUCCUCUUCUGCUAUAUUGUCCUGUCUGCUUGAUUACCUGAUCAGCGAAUACAUGUUACAGUCAAACAAUCGGCUGCAUUCACAAGCGAUGCCCCGAAAAGAUGUUGAGUUGACUUCUUGAUCUUAUUGGCUGUACGACUGUCCCUCAACCAUCUGAAUUUACACACCUCCUCCAGUCAUGAGAGUGCACAUUUAGAUAGAUAAGAGUAAUUAAAAAACAAAAAACACGCAUCUAUAUUUGGUGCUGGCAAAGAGAGCAGAUUUCUGCUGAGCUGGUUCUCCGCGCAGUGGAUCCUCCCAAAGCGUCGGCCAUCUUGCAUUAAAUCUUAUCCCUGCGACACGCCCUGGCACGUGAGCACCCCGCUGGCCAGGUACCUGCCGUGCGUGCCCUCCUGAUCGUGUCUGCUCAUGACUUUGGAAUGCACUUCUGCGGCACUUAGACUGGAGAAGAAACUUUUUUUUUACCUUCACCUGUAGUUUUUUGUGCAUGAAAAUUAUACUGCCUAGUGGCCACAGGAGAUCUUUGUGUUCAUGUGAAAUAAGAAAAGCUGCUCUUAAAUCCCACUCUCAGUGCUCUCCUUGUACCGUAAGCUCCAGGAAAGCAUCUGAAAUCACCAUGAGAACCGCACACAGUCUCAGCAAUACAGCGCACAUUAAGCACCCAGUAUGUUUAUCUCCGUCCUCGGAGAAAAUGGCCUUUACCGUAGGUGCAGUCAGAGGAUGAAGAACAGCCGGUCUGAUGAGUUUAUUGUUUGGCAGCUGUUAGAUAAAUGGUUAAGGAUACCGACUUCUCAGGCCAAGUGUCAAGUGGGUGGCCUGUUCUGCGUGGGCAUCCACCAAUGAGAUCGUGUCAGCUGGCCUCUUCCUGUUCACUCAGCCAAUCACUGGGGUCCUGUCUCAGCCUCCUGGCAUGUCAGUGGCCCCUCUAGAAGCAUCUCACAAUGUUAGUGCAUCUCUGCCUGACAGAAGCCCUUGCACAACACCCAGACAUGCGUAUGCCAGAUAGUUAGUGUGGAAUUCACAGUUCCCUAAUUCACUGAGUGUAUUGCCACAGUUUAAUUGUCAAUUUACGCUAAACAUUCAAGCAGGACAUUAUGUGUACAUUGCAUUCCUACACGCCAUGGAAACAAUUUUCUUCAUACCUCCUUAAAUUGACAUUAGAAAUGUAAGGCUAGAAUCUCUCUCUCUCUCUCUCUCUCUCUCGCUCUCUUUUUAAACAUUAGGGGCAACAAGAUGGAUCCGAUUAAGUGGACUAAUAAGGAGCAAAUGAAAACCACGGAAGAUUAAUAGAUUUCCCAUUUCUGUAGUUUAUUCAGAUCCAUUGAAAGCCAUUUUCUCUAUAAUAAUAAUAAUAAUAAUGAUAAUAAUGCUUCAUUAGAAUCAGUACUUGAAAGAAACCCCCAGAAUGGAUGUAUAAUAGCAUGGUAGAAUACGGUUACUAUGGCGAUAUUUUGUUUGAUCUCUUACUCAAUUAAGCAGAAAGACAGCCCAAAAGGACAAACCAAACCAUUAAGCCCAAAAGGACAAAACAAAAAAUACCCAAACACUUUUAAAGACAUGCAUUCUACAGAUAGACCAGGGGGCACACAGACCAUCCUGUAUAGAUAAAAAAAAACAUCAUUUGCUGUAGCAUACAAAGAAGCACAAUUGUGAAAAUACUUCACUAAUGACUGAUAAUAUGAAAAUUCUCUUUAAACCGGUUUUAUAUUUCAAAAUGACCUAAAUAAUAAAAAAGUCGGUCUCUCUGGAAAAUCCUGUUUUGUACUAAAUACAGCUUCGUCUCUCAUACCUCGAGACACCACUGUCCGGAGCUGACCUUUCAGAAAGAACAUGAGGCCUUGUAUUAAUGUCAUUCUUUGUUUUCCUUUCUCUACCUGUUUGUUUUGUUUAUUAUUUUAUUAAUGCAUCAUCUCCCCGAAGCCUCAGCCGGGUCGACUGGCACGCGUGCAGGCUGCGGGGCUGGUGGACCUGCCCUGCCUGGAUGAGCUGCCGUCCCGUGCGGCUCAGCUGGCAGCGCUGCAGAACACGGAGGAGUUCGACGUCCUCGUCGUCGGGGGAGGGGCCACCGGCUCUGGGUGCGCCUUGGACGCUGUCACCCGGAAUCUUAAAACGGCCCUGGUGGAGCGCAGCGAUUUCUCAUCCGGGACCAGCAGCCGCAGCACCAAGCUUAUCCACGGGGGAGUCAGGUACCUCCAGAAAGCCAUCAUGAAACUCGAUUACGAACAGUACCUGAUGGUGAAGGAGGCCCUCCAUGAACGUGCCAACCUGCUGGAGAUAGCUCCCCACUUGUCAGCUCCUCUACCCAUCAUGCUCCCUGUCUACUCGUGGUGGCAGAUUCCAUACUACUGGGCUGGGAUAAAGAUGUACGACCUGGUGGCCGGAGCCCAUUGCCUGAAGAGCAGCUAUGUUCUCAGCAAGUCCCGGGCUCUGGAGCUCUUCCCCAUGCUGAAGCGGGACAAGCUGGUGGGGGCCAUCGUCUACUAUGACGGGCAACACAAUGACUCUCGGAUGAACCUGGCCAUUGCUCUCACCGCUGCCAGACACGGCGCCAUCACGGCUAAUUACACGGAGGUGGUGCAUCUGCUGAAGGGGGUGGACAGCCAGACGGGGAAGCAGAGGGUGUGUGGGGCGCGCUGCAGGGACGUGAUCACAGGACAGGAGUUUGACGUGCGAGCAAAGUGUGUCAUCAACGCCACGGGGCCGUUCACCGACUCGCUGCGGAAGAUGGAUGACCAGAGCACCCACAACAUCUGUCAGCCCAGCGCAGGGGUGCACAUCGUCAUCCCAGGCUAUUAUUGCCCAGAGAGCAUGGGGCUCCUAGACCCAGCCACCAGCGACGGCCGCGUCAUCUUCUUCCUGCCCUGGGAGAAGAUGACGAUCGCCGGGACGACAGACACCCCCACCGAGGUCACAGCCCACCCUGUCCCAGUGGAGGAGGACAUCAACUUCAUCCUGAGGGAGAUCCGCAGUUACCUGAGCCCUGACGUCGAAGUGAGACGAGGGGAUGUUCUGGCCGCCUGGAGCGGUAUCCGUCCACUGGUAACAGACCCCAGCUCUAAGGACACUCAGUCCAUCUGCCGCAACCACAUCGUGAACAUCAGCGAAAGUGGGCUGGUCACUAUAGCAGGCGGAAAAUGGACGACGUACCGCUCCAUGGCUGAGGAAACGCUGGACGUGGCAAUCAGGGCCCACAAUCUGCAGGCUGGGCCGUGCAGAACCGUGGGCCUUUUGCUGGAGGGCGGGAAAGACUGGAGCCCCACCCUGUACAUUCGACUGGUCCAGGACUAUGGAUUGGAGGUGGAGGUUGCCAAGCACCUUGCCUCAACAUACGGAGGAAAGGCCUUCGAGGUGGCGAAAAUUGCCCGGGUCACCGGGCAGAGGUGGCCCAUAGUGGGCAAGCGGCUGGUUUCGGAGUUCCCCUACAUCGAGAGUGAGGUGCACUACGCGGUGCAGCAGUACGCCCUCACGGCCAUCGACGUCAUCGCCCGCCGCACGCGUCUGGGCUUCCUGAACGUGCAGGCGGCUGAGCAGGCCCUGCCUCGCAUCGUGGACAUCAUGGGGAAGCGGCUUGGCUGGAAUGAGCAGAAGAAGCAGAAAGAGUUGGAAGCUGCCAGAGAAUUCCUGUACCAGGAGAUGGGCUACAAGGCUCGCUGGGAGCAGCUAACCAACACGUCCGAGAUCAGCCUCACACCCGAAGAGGUGGAACGGUACGGGAAAAGGUUCCACAAGUUUGACAAAGGAAGUAAGGGGUUUAUCACCACUGUGGAUGUUCAGCAGGUCCUGGAGAGCAUCAGCAUCCAGAUUGACGAGAACAUGCUGCACGAAAUUCUUAACGAAGUCGACCUAAACAAAAACGGGCAGGUCGAACUGAAUGAAUUCCUGCAGCUGAUGAGCGCUGUAAAGAAGGGUACUGUGUCGGAUAGCCGGCUGGCUGUCCUGAUGAAGACCGUGGAGGAGAGCUUGGAGGAGAGAGGGCCUGUAACUGUUGACCGGAGUGGUGGAGGGGUGUAGGCCAGGCACCCAACCCCCACGGGGGAGCCAGCACAGUCUUAGAGACACCCCCCCCCCACACCCCCAAUCCAGAUACACUCAAACACAGUCCGAGUAUGAUGAGUAAUAUUACCAUUACACUAUCUUUUAAAAUAUUUCUUACAUUUUUCAGAAAGCUUUGUUUGUCAUACAUAAAGCACGCACUUUGAUUUCUAUAUUAUUGCCAAUUUUACAUUUUACCAAUGAUAUUCCCAACAUUUUAUACGUAAUAUUUAUCCAGAGCUCUAAUUUAAUAUGCCAAACGUUACUUCUUUGUACUGUAGACCUUUUACAGCCCGAAAUACGCACAGCUGAAUGUAUCGAUUUGAGUUCUGUAUCGUUGAACAUGCAUUUUAGUUUCCUUGUCCCGUUUCGGAAUAUUUCCCGUUUUUCUUGCUAAAUUAUUUUUACGACCUGCUGUUUUUCAUGUGCCAUGCUGCUAUGACAUUUUAGCCUUUUUCAAAUUAUUUUCUCAAGAUAAUCAGAUUUAUAACAGUUCUCUCGUUGCCAGGUUAUGCUGAAAUGCCAUUGGCUUUAUUUAAUAUCUUUAAUCGCAAAAAAUACAGUUUCCCUCAUGCAAUUAUGUUGUAUAUAAAUUUGAAUCGUAUCCAUAUACUACUUUUAUUUCACAUUCUAAUUCGCUUUUUAAUGAUAUGCAGAGUCAUCAGUUAAGGCACUUAUACGCAGAGUGCGGUGGGUGUAUCCGAUUGGCCCACGGAAGCAUUAUUGCGCAACCUCAUUUUGUCCCGUCAAAUAGGAUUAAUUAUUACACGUGAGGCCUGCCUUUAAUUUCAGGGCCUGUCUGUGCACUUGCUGUUUUUACGGCCUGUCAUUUACAGCCUGCAGUGUGCCGCAUGACCCUCUCGCAUUUAUAGAGUCAUAAGGGAAGGCGUUUAAUCCACUGUACCCUCAAAUCUAGGAUGGAUUGAAACCAUGAAUCAACAUGGCUGUGGCUGCACUGCCGCACACGCGUGCACCGAGAGCGCACACACAGAACCGCAGCUCUUCAGCAGGCUUGAUAAUACAAAAUUAAUUACAUUUAAUUAGUAAAUACGUCUAAGAUUUUUAAAUGUCUUGAAGAGUUUUGCUUUCCCAUUCAUGCUUUAUUUUAUUUUUAAACUUCAAAUGGGAAGCAGAAUAAUGAAUUUGCUUACCCACAAUGACACAUAUUCAGCCGCUCAGUCACUGGAUGACAUCAUGCACUAUUCAUCUAUGCAGUUUCAUGCUUAUGCGCUUUGGCCGGAGAAGAGUCUCUUUCCGGUUGCAUCCGGGGUGUUUCAGGGCUGUUUCUGGCUUGAGCAUUUGCUGCUUCCCCGUGACAUCGCCCUACUGGACUUUUCUGGUAUCUCCACUUGACUCAGUUACUACUGAAGUGCAAAUAAUGAAUAAAUCCGUGAACAAUUAUAGCAUCACGAUUCAUUAAUGAUGAAUUAACAUGCGAUCAGUAUGUAACGAAGACUUAGUUUGCAGUUAAUUAAUGCACAAGUAAUAGGAUAAUUACUGUAUUAUUUGCGCCCCAUCAGGUAAAGCGUCAGCGCUUCUUAAGAUUGAGCCCCACAUCCUGACAUCUCUGAGCAGGUGCUGAAUGUGCUUAACCAGAGCCCAUCGUUAGCCGGGUUGCACAAAUCGCAUCUAAUGCUGCCUGUAUGAUGCUCUGGUCCUUCAAACAGUAAGGCACUGUGCAGAACAUUAGCGUAGGAAAGUUCACAUUACUGCUUACCUGUCCAUCUUCUAACCAUGUAUCCUGGUCACCAGGACAUUUUACCAAUGCUUUUUAUUUUUAUUUAUUAUUUUUUUUUUUUAUUGUCAAUUGUUUGCUUUUCCUUUAGUGAAAAUCCAGUACAGUAAAAAUGGCAAAGAAUUUGUUCAAAAACUAUUCUUGCAGAAAACACUGAGCUGAAGUAUUCAGUUUCUCCAGUACACAGUGUAUAAUACACUAUUUAAUUCCAAAAUCUAAACUAUCGCCUAAGUAUCAAAGGACAUUAGCUAAAUACUUGAAUUCAGAUUUUCAAUUCCAGAUUUAAUCAAAACCUUAAAAUCAAGGGGAUGCCUUUACAGACCUGCCCAGAAGCGAAGUGCUGGUGUGACACGAAACUUGGGGUCAGAGGUCAAAGGUCAGAGGUCACCAUGACAUAAGCAAGAUGUGAGAAGACAGAACACCACGACCCCUGCCAUUUAGACAUGACAGACACGUUUGCUAAUUAACACUCGUGUUCAUGGAGACUAAAAAUAACACAAUUUAGGAUUUAAUAGCAAUUAAAACCUCAUUCGUGAAACGCAGGGAACACAUGAACACGCAGAGAUUUGGGACUCUGUUUAAGGUCAGUGACAUCAUUUAUCUAAGUACCGUUGGCUGACAUCACGGCAUCAUGGAGACUGGGAAUAGUUAGUCGUGUCUGUGUCCGUCGUUCUUCCCACCAUGAAGUGGAAACCCCAGUGUGACCUCUUAGAAUAAAACUUUGGCUCAAUAAGACACUCAACUGGACCAAAAAGGUAUAAUCACAGUAGACUCUUUAUGUAUUUGGUGUAUCAGAAUCUAAACGUCUGGCAAUUAGCAACUUAAUAGGGUUUUAUUCACGGAUGGAAGAACCCUACUUAACAUUUCCAGUUAAAAUGAAGCGGGAUUGACCCUAAUAUAAACGUAGCAGCUUAGAAUUAGAUGGGGCAGUGGCUUCAUUAGCAGUGACGGCUGCCGCCUCGUCCAUGGCCGGCCCAUCCAGUGCCACUGCGUGUCCACACUAAUCUAAGCAGCAGUGAACCAUCAAGAACAUUAAAAAGAUAGCAGGGACACUGAGAUCCUGAUUGAGGUUAAUUAGUUGUGGUUGGAAUUUGUGCAAUACACAAAUACUAAUGAAGUAUCUGAGCCAAGGUCUGUCGUUUAACUAUUUGUUAAAAAUAAUGCAUCUGUAAUACUGUAAUUCUUGUUCCUUCAGUAGUUCACAAAGGUUUGCGGAAUUAACAGAUAUAGUGACAAAUGUAGUAUCUUCUUGGGAUAAAAGAUUCAUUAAUGAUGCACGGACAUGAGGUCAAUAUGUAAGAAAGACAGUUUUGUUUUUAAUGAGUAAUAGCAUAACGCCGCAUUACUUGUACCUUCUCGAGUGAAGUGUUUCCAAAACGUCUGCAGACGAAGAUCUGAUCUCAGAGGGAAUCGCAGUGAACAGAAUCAAAUAUCUGUGGCUUAAAGUCACACGCAAUCAUCAACCACAUGGAGAGAACAGCAUCACAGCACCGUAUGAUAACAGUCCAGCACCUUCUGGCACUAUGGUUCUUUAAACAUGGGGUUCGCCGACUCCCGUUUGCCUCAUGAAAGACCCAGUUUCUCGCAUAAUUCCUGUUUUAGGUCCUGCAGUGGGAGCCUGGUCCAUUUUAUCAUCGGGCAAGUAUAGUGUUGUUGCUAAACCCAGGGACACCACCACCACCACCACAAUUCAAGGGCCCUUGGCAGCCAAACGCCCUCCCUAUAGGGUCAGGGGCCCUUGUAGGCAGAGGAUCAAAGAAUGUAGGCCCUCUAAAAUAGACAAACGAAAAUACAUUGUUGAAAAGCGUUGCAAAUUGUUUUUGGCUAGGGGCCCCACAGGCCCCCUGCACCCCAAGGGCCCCUGGGCAGCAGCCCCGCUGGCCCGGUCCGUAAUCCGUCCCUGGCUAAACCAUAAGGUGUCUGUCAAGUACCACAAAUAUCCCAUCAGCCACUGUAGUUUCUCCAUGUCUGUCUAUUGUCAACAUUGGUACCUCGACGAUACCAAUAACACUCAAUCACAACCUGAAUUUUUAAUCAGCAUGUUCGCAGGAGGGAGUUAACCCUAGAACAUCUGGCUGCUGCCCCAAGACCAAUAAGCCAUAGUUUCUUCAUGUUUAGGGACUUCAGAAUUUUUGUUCCGUUUCUCAGUGAUAUCUUUGCCUAAGUGAGACAGGUUGCUUUAUACAGAUGAUGCUCUCUAAUGGAAUCACUCCCGGUGUUACCAUGUAUUACGCAGGCAGUGUUAUAGUCGGUGCCCUUUAGUGCUGGGUGUUUAGUGAGCCCUUACGGAUUCUGCGCCUAGCUUAAGGGGUAGUAUGUGGCUUAGUGAGUUAGGUCAUUGUGUUUAUGACCAGAAGGUUGUUGGUUCAAAACCCAGUUGGCAGAACAAUAGAAAGUACUGAGCAGGGCAUAACAGAUGAGUGAGGGGCUGGACAUUCUGGGAAGACAAACCGUGUCACAGAUACUUAUCGUGGUUCAGUCCCACGGCUGCUGUCCGGUUCGUUUGGCCCGGUCUGACUGAUUUACCGCAAGCCAGUUCCAGCCUUGAUAAAUCUAUUACACUUUCCUUCCGCCCAUUUCAUUAACGUGAAUGAAAGCAGUGACACUCUCUGCAUAACGGCCUUUUAAUGCCUUGGCCCUGUCACCUGCCUGCAUAUUAAUGCCCUGACUUACUGCUCCGCAGAGGAAAUGAGUAAGGGCUGUUUGAAUGCGAUCAGCGCCAUACAAUGCAAUUAGGCAGUCACCGCAGUCCUGCGCCUUUAAUCCUGAACUAAUUUGAGCAGCGGCUUGAUAGUCCUGCGAAUCCUGCAUAAUUACACAGAGAGCUGGUCCGAGGCCUGAGAUCCUGGUGUCCACUGUGGUGGGGGGAGGGGGGAGGGGGGUGAUGAAGAAAUGAACGAACGGCAUAUUCAAUAAAUAUACUGUCGCUGUUGUAUAUUGCUUUGCACUGGAUGACUUGGAUGCCCUGCGAUGGACUAGCCCCCCGCCAUGGGUGUCCUUUCCCCUGCCUCAUUCCUUCUGCUUCUUGGGAUAGGCUCUAGAUUCUCCGAUGCCCUGACUGAUUGAUGGAUGGAUGGAUGGAUGGAUGGAUGCUGGCAUCAGUGAGCAAUGGUGCAUAAAAGCAGCCAAGCAGAGCAUUUUCCGGGCUUUUUUACGUAACCAUCAGGAGAGAGAGAGGAAAAGUGAGAAAGCGAGUGAGAAGAAUGGGGGGAGUGUGCUGAAUUAAGCCAUUGUGAUGGUAAAUGAUCUCCGGAUGAGGUUCACCCUGUCUACAAGUCCGCCGUUUUCUGUGCAAAGAUAACGGCUUUAUUCAGUCGUGCCGGAGGUCCCUGCGAAGCCUAGCAGUGAUUGAUUAACUUCAAUUACCAGGCGCCUAUUUGCAUAGAUAAAAAAAAAAAAAACUGCUUUUCAAUUUGCGAGGGGCACACGGCUGUCGACGCCCUGCCCUGGAAUUUGCAUGUCAAUGGGAACCUCAGGGGUAUUAAGGUGACAGACUGCGCUGAUCACAGCUCAGCCGUCUGACAGGGGCUGCCCUAAGCAUCAUUUUCCACAGAAACACGAGACUGAUGUGAGGGGAGAUAGGUACCAGCAGAGGGCUCGGUGGCUAAAGACUUAGACUAACUGUGCCUUGCGAAGACAUGUCUGUAUGUAGCCUGAAUGCUACGCUAACUUGCUUGUAAAUAAAUAUUAGACUUAUUGGGUUUGUAAAACUGUAUCUCAUCAUACUGUUGAAAUACAUGUUUGAUGACAUUUGGCAAGACAAAGAACGUUCACUGUGGUCAGCAUUCUGCGUUGACACCCCAUCUACCAUACACGUUUCAUACCUUUAUACACUCAUUUGCAACACAGCCAAACACAUGUGUUCAUUUAUUAAUUUUUUUGUCUAUAUACUUGCCUCAUCAUUGCACAUCUCCCAGAAAAUCCCUGUAUUUUGUCUUAUUCUAUUUAUUAUCAUUGUACUUUUACAUUUUGGCUAUUUAGUUAUAUGCUUAAUUUGCGCAAGUCAUGACGCCACCAGUGCGAAAAGGAAUCCCUUGUACUUUUCUGUACUGGCGAAUAAAAGAUUCUGACUCUGA